Prunus mume (Japanese apricot) is the source of this 930-nucleotide messenger RNA. The record is from RefSeq and is a predicted model, not a curated record. Lineage: Eukaryota; Viridiplantae; Streptophyta; Magnoliopsida; Rosales; Rosaceae.
AUGGGCUGCUGCGUCAAAGAAGAUGAGAAGAUACUGAUUUAUGAGUUCAUGCCAAACAGAAGCUUGGACACUCUUCUAUUUGAUCCAGUGCGGAGACCUGAGCUUGAUUGGGGCAGACGCUUCAAUAUUAUUCAGGGUAUUGCUAGAGGGCUUCUUUAUCUCCACCAUGAGUCUUAUUUGAAAGUAAUUCAUAGAGAUUUGAAGAAGGUUGUAAGGUCUGCAAUCCGUGUGGCAUGCGUUGUUUUGGAGACCAUGGCACUCAACCAUUCGAAUGUGCGGUGGUAUGUUUUUGGGGACGAUGACAUGGUUUUCUUUCCGGAAAAUUUGGUGAAGACACUUUCUAAGUAUGAUCAUAGGCUGUGGUACUACAUUGGGACAAACUCAGAGAUCUAUGAGCAGAACAGAAUUUUUGGAUUUGGAAUGGCUUAUGGUGGUGCUGGUUUCGCUAUAAGUUCCCCUUUGGCAAAAGUAUUGGCAAAGGUGUUUGAUUCAUGUAUAGAAAGAUAUCCUCAUCUAUAUGGAAGUGACUCCAGGAUCUCCUCUUGCUUGGCAGAGCUUGGCAUUGGCUUAACUCAGGAGCCUGGCUUCCAUCAGAAUGAUAUUCAUGGAGAUACAUUUGGUCUGUUGGCUGCGCAUCCAUUAACACCCUUGGUAUCUCUGCGUCACUUGGAUCACAUAAACCCUGUCUUCCCCAACAUGACAACUAUCAAGGCUCUGCGACAUUUGUUUAAGGCUGUGAAUGCUGAUUGUCAGAGGGUUCUACAAAAAACAGUUUGCUAUGACAGAUGGUUUUCAUUGACCAUAGUCUUGUCAUGGGGUUAUGCUGUUCAAAUUCAUGGAAACCAUAUCUUUCUGCCGGACGUCCUCCCCGUGCAAGAGACGUUCAGCCAGUGGAAAAAGGGAAUACGUGAAUUUUAUGUGUAUUAUUGA